AAAUUUAUAAUAUUACAUUUUCACAGCAUAAUGCCUUUAAGAACUGUUCUUUUAAAAAAAUUUAGGAUGGGGGGUCAUCUAAAAAACUGAAAACCCUUGCUUUAAUCUUUAAUGAUGUCUAUGUUAACAACCAUCUGGUGAAAAAGGAGCUGGUGUCAGCCUCGUGUGGAAUAGUUCGACGAAUAAGGAGCUGGCGAAAAAGGGAGCUGGAGUCAGCCUCAGAUGUCCUCAAGUAUUUUUUAUUAAUCCUCUGUAUUUAAAAUGUCUUUAAAAUGUGGUGGAACAUCUGAGGCUGAAGAUGCCGAUGAAGAGGUGCAGAAAAUAUGCGAUGAGGUUAGUAACUAUACAUUGCAGAGAAACAGAAAUAGUGAUGUGUUAUCACUUUAUAAAAAACAGCCAUGGACGGCCAGGACAGGACGUGAAAACAGGACAUGUCCUGAGAAAACAGGACUCUUGAUUUCUCCUCAGGUAAAGUCUCACGCCGAGGACAAAGUUGGUCACAAGUUUGACACUUUCACCGCCAAAUGUUUUAAAACGCAACUUGUUAAGGGGAAAAAUUACUUCAUUAAGGUGCAUGUAGGUGAGGACGACUAUAUUCAUCUGCGUGUCUAUAAAACCCUGCCCCAUGAUGGAGAAAAACUAGAGCUGCACAGCAUUCAGACAUCCAAGGCUCAUCAUGACGCCAUGGAACACUUCUGGACCUUCAGAAAGAUCAACAUCUUUACGAAUAUUGCCCAAAAUACUCAUGGAUGCCACAGUUACACAGUAAAUGUUAUAUUAACAUCUAAAGAUGAAGCAUGUUAA
Pimephales promelas (fathead minnow) is the source of this 804-nucleotide messenger RNA. NCBI's taxonomy places the organism in Eukaryota, Metazoa, Chordata, Actinopteri, Cypriniformes, Leuciscidae. The record is from RefSeq and is a predicted model, not a curated record.